Messenger RNA from Dermacentor andersoni, 2240 nucleotides. It is a transcript of the gene Mys45A, whose product is annotated as SDA1 domain containing protein Mys45A. The record is from RefSeq and is a predicted model, not a curated record. Gene Ontology annotation, cellular component: nucleolus. Gene Ontology annotation, biological process: ribosomal large subunit export from nucleus; ribosomal large subunit biogenesis. NCBI's taxonomy places the organism in Eukaryota, Metazoa, Arthropoda, Arachnida, Ixodida, Ixodidae.
GAACGGUUCACGAUUUUGUUGACAGCCGCUGGAUACGACACGUGUUUGGUGUAGUUGAAACGACUGAAACUGAGUUCUGUGAAAGCCAUGAAGCAACGAGCGGGAAAUAAACUCCCCAACAAUCUGCCGCAGUUGCAAAAUUUGAUAAAACGUGACCCCUUAUCCUACAAAGAUGAGUUCAAUUUGCAACGCCACUACUAUGAAUCGUUGCUUCAAGCUUUCCGACUCCGUCCAGCGGAGCACAAUAAGGAGUUGGACGAUCUGGUGAUGUUUUUGGCACAAGUCAGCCACUGUUAUGAAGAAAAGAUGAAACAGUUUCCACAGGAGAUGAUCGAUCUUCUCAAAAAUUACAAUACCCAGCUCGAUCCGGAAAUGCGGAUGACAUUCUGCAAAGCCCUAAUCCUGCUUCGCAACAAGGGUUUGCUGCAACCAACAGAUCUGCUGGAACUCUUCUUCAGCCUGCUGAGGUGCCAGGACAAGUCCUUGAGGAUCUUCCUCAAGAACCACAUUAUCCAGGAUAUCAAAAAUACCAAUGCCAAACGAAAAGAUGCCAAGCUAAACUCGACACUGCAGAACUUCAUGUUUACCAUGUUGAAGGACAGCAACCUAGUUGCUGCUAAGACAUCUCUUGAUGUCAUGGUGACUUUAUACAAAAAGAAUGUGUGGAAUGAUGCCAAAACAGUCAAUGCCAUAGCCACAGCUUGCUUCCACAAGGCAACGAAGGUGCUGGCAACUGCUCUCACCUUUUUCCUUGGUAGCGAUGAAGAGGAAAAAAAGGAAGAUUCAAGCAGUGAGUCUGAGCCUGAAGGACCAAGCAUACAGGAAAUCAUCAUGGCUCAUCGUGUAAACAAGAAGUCGCGGAAGAGGAAGCGUAUACUUGACAAGAGCAAGCAAGCCCGGAAGAAACAAAAGAAGGACAAGGCACAGGUUUUCAACUUUUCUGCACUUCACCUCAUACACGACCCACAAUCCAUGGCUGAGAAGCUGCUGAAGUCUCUGCAAGACAUGAACGAGAAGUUUGAAGUGAAGCUUCUUGUCAUGAACCUGAUUUCACGCCUUAUUGGCAUUCAUGAGCUCUUUGUGUUCAACUUUUACCCCCUGGUCCAGCGAUACCUCCAACCUCAUCAAAGAGAGGUCACAAAGAUACUUCAGUAUACUGCACAGGCUUCCCAUGAGCUGGUUCCACCAGAUGUUUUAGAGCCAGUGUUGAUGGCGAUCGUCAACAAUUUUGUUACGGAGCGCAACUCAGCUGAAGCGAUGACUGUUGGGUUGAACGCAAUUCGAGAAGUCUGUGCACGGUGUCCCUUGGUCAUGAAUGGAGAUUUAUUGCACGACUUGGCUCAAUACAAGUCAUACAGAGACAAAAAUGUCUCAACGGCUGCCAAAUCACUGAUCCAUCUCUACAGGACCAUCAACCCAGAGAUGCUUGCAAGAAAGUUUAGAGGCAAGCCCACAGAGGAAACACAAGAACUGAAGGUUCUCAAGUAUGGUGAGCUUAAAGCUCCAAGCUUUGUGCCAGGUGCUGAAGUGUUGGAUGUGGAUGAUGGAGAGGAAAUUAAUGAUGAAGAAAGUGACAGUGAUGACGAGGAUGAUGACUCAGACGGCUGGGUUGAUGUCCACCAUUCGGAUGACGAAGCACCUGACCCUGAACAUAGCCAUAAGGGUAAAACGGAACAAGAGACAGAUGCUGCCAAGAAGAAAGGCAGGCCUUUGCUGAACCUCGAAGAACGUGCUCAAAAGGCAGCACUGGUUUCGGAGACUCGGAUCCUGAGCCAGCAGGAGUUUGCCAAGGUUCGUGCUGCUCAGCUCUCAAAAAAGAUGAAGGCCGCAAUACCACAGAGGUUCACAAAGAAGGGUGCUGCUACAGCCAAGGCUGCUGCUGCUGUUCCCACUACUGAAGUUACAGACCCCACCAUCGGCGAGAGGAAGGAGCUUGUCUCACUUAGGGAUAUUGAGAAACUGGUCAAAAACCCAAGAAGUACCAAGGAGUCUCGACUGGCUUCAAUCAAGGAAGGACGGGAGGAUAGAGAGAAGUUUGGUGGCCGCAGAAAGAAGAAGGGCGAAUUCGCAAGUCAGAGCAACAAGGAAAAACGCAAGACCAAGGCCUUCAACAUGGUCAAGCACAAACUGAAGCGCAAGCAAAAACGCUCAUUUCGUGAUAAACAGAUUGCCCUAAGGGAUGCAUUGUUGAAGCAGAAGAGAAGAAAAUAAUAGGCACACAAAUGUACUAUUUGUUUUAA